AUGUUAUCAGCCCGGGGGCGUCAGUAUGCAGCCUUGGAUUUGGCGGCUGGCUAUACCAAAGUUCGUGGCCCUUUGUACAACAAAGACACGCAUCCAGAUGGCCUGGUUUCUUUCAAAAACGCUGAAAAUUUUCUCAUGCAUGAUGAAGCGCUUGACUAUAUCAAGACAAAGUGCAUACCAUCUCUCGAGCCAGAAUCUUUGACCUAUCAUGAUGGCCCAUUCGGUUCCAAGCGAUUGAGGGCCGCAAUGGCUUCCUUCGUCAACAAGCGCUUUUCACCAGCCUCAACCGUAGCCAUUGAGCAUGUUUCAUUUGUCAGUGGCGUGACGGCAUUGAACGACAUACUGUCACUGUGCAUGACCGAUGGGGAGAAUGAUGCGUUGCUUCUAGGCAUGCCGAUUUAUGGAUCCUUUGUUCCAGAUCUGCAGAGCAUGUCACGUUGCAACUUGGUUUAUGCCUCAUUUGGAGAUGUUGAUCAGUUCAAUGUCAAUUCAGUCGAGUGUUAUGAGCGUGCUCUGCUACAAGCCGAGCAGGGUGGUAUUAAAGUGCGAGCGCUUGUUUUGGCCAACCCACACAAUCCUCUUGGACAAUGUUAUUCCCCAGAUGCGUUGAAAGCAAUCUUGAGCUUCUGUAAUAAGCACAAAAUACACCUUAUCAGUGAUGAGAUCUACGCCUACUCUGUAUAUCACACAGAUGCCUCGAGCCCAGGCUUUACAUCUAUACUCUCGCUAGAUACGGCCGGUAUCAUCGAUAAUGACCUCGUACACGUAAUGUAUGGAAUGGCAAAGGACUUUGCUGCUGCCGGUCUGAGAUUGGGAUGCUUGGUCACCAGGAACACUGAGCUAGGACAGGCUGUGCAGUCUCUGUCGCGAUUUCACGGCGCGUCACCAAUGGCCGACGCGAUCGCGACAUGCAUACUCGAGGAUGAGGAGUGGCAUCUGCAAUUCUUCAACAAGAGUACGCAUAUUCUCCGAGAACACCGAAAGAUCGCUGCAGAAGCAUUUGAUAGUGCUGGUAUUCCAUAUGAGAGGAAAGCAAACGCUGGGUUCUUCCUUUGGAUCGACCUGUCGGCAUGCUUACGCAGCCUGACAUGGGAGGCUGAAGACGACCUCAAGGAUAGGCUCUACGAUUUCGGUGUGGAAAUGGCAGCUGCACGUGGAUAUCACGGGGAAAUGCCAGGGCACUUUAGAUUCCUAUUUUCAGUGGAUAAAGAUACUGUAGAGGAAGCAGCAAGGAGGAUUGUCAAGUUCUUCGAGAACAAUAAGGUAGAUCAUGCGUAA
Messenger RNA from Bipolaris oryzae ATCC 44560, 1278 nucleotides. RefSeq lists its product as uncharacterized. NCBI's taxonomy places the organism in Eukaryota, Fungi, Ascomycota, Dothideomycetes, Pleosporales, Pleosporaceae. Gene Ontology annotation, biological process: amino acid metabolic process; biosynthetic process. The record is from RefSeq and is a predicted model, not a curated record. The transcript is spliced from 8 exons. Gene Ontology annotation, molecular function: pyridoxal phosphate binding; transaminase activity. The coding region runs from base 1 to 1278 and encodes 425 amino acids.